CCUCCAGCACAUCACAUCAAGUAAAUGGUGAAAAGCGAUGUCAACGCAAAGACCUUGUGUGUUAUUACUAUUUCCUUUAUUAUCUCUGCGAUCAUGUGUAAUUUGUAGUAUUUUUGCAUCGUACAUUUGCAUCUACGCUUGAAUGACUGUUAUAUUUACGGAAUUUCUAUCUUUGGAUACUUUCAAACUUUACAAAUAUGGGAAGUCCGUUAUCUGAGUUUGAUUCCCCUGUAAAGAAACACAAGAACAAAAAAUCCAAAAAGUUGAAGAAAGAGAAAAAGUCGAAAUCGAAAUUAGCAAAGCAGGCGUACGUACCAGCUAUUUCCAAUGUUUAUGAAAGUCUUUCUUCAGACGAUGGAGAUUAUUUAGAAUAUAGUAAGUAUAAAAAUAAAGACAAAAAGUUUUCAUACGAGUCAUACGAUUCACCUCCAUAUGAAAAGAGAAAGAAAUCUAAAAAAAGUCGCAACAAAGAUAAACAGGAUUAUCCAGAUGUUUUUGACUAUGGCUCAAAGCAUAUCAAUUCAAAGACUUUCUCAAAUGAUAGGAGACAUUCCAACGCUUCUCCUGUUGAAUUUGGUGGUUAUCCAGAAAAAAGUCGGAAGGAUGACCUAGGUCGAAAGUCACCUCGAUAUAAAUCGAAACAUAAUCAUAAACAUUCACAAAGGUCAAGGGAUCAUUCUCCAUCACCUUAUGGUGGCAGACGAUAUGCUUCGCCUUCACCAACGUAUAGCAGUGUAUCACCUGGACAUUCUAAAUCACCUCGGUACUCUCCCUAUGGUCAGAGAUCACCCUUUAACAAACGUUCACCAUCUCCAUAUGGGGGAUAUCAUAGACAUGCCCAUAAACAAAGCCACAAAGAUAGAAGAGCAAAGGAACUUUCUCGUUCACCACAAUUACCAAUGCAACGGAAGAGAACUCACAGUAAUGCUAAUAUCUCUGUCUCUAAAUUAGAGCAAUCGUACAGUAAUUCAGGAUAUAACCUAAGUUCGUUUGGACAGACAAAUAGCCCUUACAUGGGAAAUAAUAGGAGUAAUUCUAACAACCCAACACAGAUGAGUAUGAGUCAAUUUUUUAUGAGUCAAACAUCUCAAAGGGGAGUACCACCUCCAGCACCACCUGUGGUGCCACCUGUUAGUUCAGGGCACCCACCACCACCUCCAAUACAAUCACCUCCACCAAGACCAGACUUACCACCUCCAUCUCAUGCACCUCCUCCCCCACCUCCAGAAGAAGUCAGUGGAAAAAAAUCAGCUCCUCCGCUUCCACCAUUACCAUUGCCUCCUGUUAUUCCAGAAAUAGAUGAUAUUAACGAAUCUUCACCAGAUGUUGUUGAUGGGUCGAGUGGUCAGAAUAAUGUAAAAAAUGAAACAAAUAUUAAAUCAAAUAAAAUUGAUAGAACUAUAUCACAAUCUUCACAGGGGAGUACUCCUGGUAAUGAUUCUAGUGCUAGUUUAACUCCAAGGAUUUUAGCAGAGGAUUCAGAAUGGGGUGAAAGAUGUGUAGAUAUGUUUGAAAUUAUUAAAAUUGUUGGUGAAGGAACAUAUGGACAAGUUUAUAAAGCAAAAGACAAAAUCACAGGUGAUUAUGUGGCUUUAAAAAAAGUUCGUCUUGAUAAAGAAAAAGAGGGUUUUCCUAUCACAGCGGUGCGAGAAAUCAAAAUCUUACGGCAACUGUCACAUCCAAGUAUUGUAAACUUAAAAGAAAUUGUUACAGAUAAACAGAGCGCUGUUGACUUUCGGAAAGAUAAAGGUGCAUUUUAUUUGGUAUUCGAAUACUGUGAUCAUGACUUGAUGGGUAUCUUGGAAUCUGGAUUUGUCCAAUUUACAAAAGAACAUAUCAGUUCAAUGAUGAAGCAGUUGUUACAAGGACUUGAAUAUUGUCAUAGAAUAAAUUUCUUACAUCGCGACAUCAAAUGUUCAAAUAUUUUAAUGAGUAAUAAAGGAGAAAUAAAACUGGCAGAUUUUGGCUUGGCAAGACUUUACGAGUCUGAGAAUGAGGGUCGUCAGUAUACUAACAGAGUUAUAACAUUAUGGUAUCGCCCACCAGAACUACUCCUUGGUGAGGAGAGAUAUGGUCCUUCUGUUGAUGUAUGGAGUUGUGGUUGUAUCCUGGGAGAAUUAUUCAAACGAAAGCCUCUGUUUUUUGGCACAACUGAAAUUCAGCAGUUAGAAUUAAUUAGUCGAAUUUGUGGUUCGCCAACUCCUGCGGCUUGGCCAGAUGUUAUUCAUUUACCAUUAUUUCAUACUGUAAAACCAAAAAAGCAGUAUCGAAGGAGGUUGAAAGAAGAAUAUUCUAGUUUACCUAAAGAUGCAUUGGAUUUAUUGGAUCAGAUGUUGCUUUUGGAUCCAUCAAAACGAAUAACAGCAACUGAUGCGUUGAAACAUUCAUUUUUAGAAGACUGUGAUCCUACCACGGUCACUCCACCACAAUUUCCAGCAUGGCAGGAUUGUCACGAGAUGUGGAGCAAGGAGCGAAAAAGACAGGCUCGUUUAGAAGCACAGGGUAAAGUUGUAACUGGUCAGACUAAAUCGAGUACUACAGAUAAUACUAAUACUGACACUAAAUGUAAUAAUGACAAUCUAACUAAUACAAAUACACCAAAUAAACAAUUACCGACACUUUCAUCCAUGAGUGCGCCUGUAGGCGCUCCAAUAGACUCGAAAGAUGUACCACCACCUGUAAAUGAUGGGUCGUAUACAACAAACACUCCCAAAACAAUAGUUGAUCGUGGUUUAUCAACCAAACUUAGUUCAUCUCUUCAGCAGCACCCAAGUGCCUACCAGCAUGCUGGUGGAUUUAUGCCCAGUGGCACUUUCGUGGACAGCUACGGUGGACAAAGAACUUCCGGUUUAACCGCAGUCAACGAUGACUCUUUAUCGCCCAGUUCUGGACAGAAAAUUUCGGGGACUACUAGAAGAACAAGUUUGAAAUCUGAUAUUCAGCUGAACCAUUACACCAGUCAACCAGUGAAUUUGCGAAACUCAGCAACUGGCAAUGGUGUUUUAUCAAGCAGUGGGCAAUGGCCUUCCUGAAAGUAAAUGCAUAUAGUUAAUUUUUUAAGUUUCGUUUUAAAAGUUUACUAUUUUGUGUUUGCUCAGCUGUUCGUACUAUCGUGUUCUAAGAAACAUAAUAUUCAGCGCUUCUCUCUGUUUCAGUAAUAUAUGUCUUAAGCAAAAGAUCUUAUUUUUUUAUUCUGUUUGUAAAGAAUCGUCGUCCGUUUGUGCAAUUCUCUAAAGUGCAAGGUGUAUAUUAAAAGAUGUUGUAUUUGUACGAUAAAGCAAAAUUUCAUUUGAUAUCUUUUUUAUAUUGCGACGUGUACUAGAUCCUACUAGGUGGUAAUACCUAACUUGUUAUAAUUUA
Molecule: messenger RNA, 3360 nt
Organism: Hydractinia symbiolongicarpus
Lineage: Eukaryota; Metazoa; Cnidaria; Hydrozoa; Anthoathecata; Hydractiniidae
Product: cyclin-dependent kinase 12-like
Exons: 9
Coding region: 198-3032 (944 amino acids)
Biological process (GO): positive regulation of transcription elongation by RNA polymerase II; transcription elongation by RNA polymerase II; protein phosphorylation
Cellular component (GO): cyclin/CDK positive transcription elongation factor complex; nucleus
Molecular function (GO): cyclin-dependent protein serine/threonine kinase activity; RNA polymerase II CTD heptapeptide repeat kinase activity; ATP binding
Source: RefSeq, a predicted model, not a curated record